This is a messenger RNA of Dermacentor silvarum, 937 nucleotides long. RefSeq names its product TNF receptor-associated factor 6. The transcript is spliced from 2 exons. Gene Ontology annotation, cellular component: cytoplasmic side of plasma membrane; plasma membrane signaling receptor complex. NCBI's taxonomy places the organism in Eukaryota, Metazoa, Arthropoda, Arachnida, Ixodida, Ixodidae. The record is from RefSeq and is a predicted model, not a curated record. Gene Ontology annotation, biological process: protein K63-linked ubiquitination; regulation of canonical NF-kappaB signal transduction; positive regulation of JNK cascade. Gene Ontology annotation, molecular function: tumor necrosis factor receptor binding; ubiquitin protein ligase binding. Bases 91 to 801 code for a protein of 236 amino acids.
ACGUGAUUGCAAACAAACGCCCGCUUUUGUAAAGCCUAGCUGCGCAGUGUCCAGUGGAGCUUUGACAUUGCCAACCCACCACUUCCACUGAUGGCCGCCACGCGUGAUCUCGGACGCCGGGCUCUGCACCGAAUGACCGACUCGGUCCGCGGCGUCAAUUGGCGCCCGACGCUAUUCGCCGACGAACUGACGUUGAAUCGUUACGCCUGCUGCGUCUGCUACGUUCUUCCAAGCACAACGUUCGUGCUUCCCUGUUCGCAUGGCUUGUGCGGGCAGUGCCAUGCUGGCUGUGUCGUCGAAGAGGGCGGAAGCGUCUGUCCCUUGGACGGAGAGCCCUUCUACGAGGCCGAGUGUCAAGAGUUGCAGCUGCCGGCUAGGAAGAAGCAGGGCCUUAAGGCCUAUUGCUGGAAUAAGCCCUACGGCUGCAAAUUUGUCGGCCCCCUGGCGGCGCUCCUGGAACACUACGAGGAAGACUGCACUUUCCACGUGUCCCCUUGUGAACAGUGCGGCGAGAAUAUUAUGAAUUACAUGCUAGCUGCCCACUACAUCGGUCGGUGCAGCAACAGAUUGUCAGAUGCGGCACCCGACGAGCCUGCGCCACGGAGCGACUCCUCCAUCACUAGCGAUGACAUCGCUGCGGUUCGGCGAGAAACCGACGAGCUAUUGCUAAGCAUGCAAGAGGAGGAGAGGAUCACCGCGCUUCAGAUGUCGAUCGACAAACUCGCGACAGUGGCCGCAAACAUAGACGCUCAGCUCGACGAAACAGAGGAGCAGCUUGAGAAGCUGGAAAUGAAAAGUUAGAUGCUAGCCCUGUGACUAUGCAUGACGUGGCGCCAGUCGCCGAUACAUUUUCUAUGACAACCGGCUAUGCCUCGCAGCUGCAACAGCACAUGCUUAUUUCGCUAUUAGAAUAAAGUUCCAGGCCAAUAGAAGGUGA